AUGGCCACUGCUCCUAAGGAGUUACCUUUCCUGGCGAACUCAACUGACCGAGAUAGAGAAGAGUGUACCUACUUGGGAGGAAUGGUUUGGCGCGAGACGUAUCUCACAGGUGACAUUUACAGAAGUUUGAUAGCUUUAAUAUGUAUUCUAUCAAUACUGCUUAUCCCAACCGUCUCUUUAAACGGGUUAGUCAUCUUGGCGGUGGCCACAAAGAGACAACUGCGAACCAACUCAAACAAACUCUUAGCUUGUUUGGCGGGGACAGAUUUGCUGGCCGGAUUGGUUGUUAUACCCAUUGCCAUAGCGGUCAACGUGAAGCGAGCCUUUGAGAUCGGUCCAUUUUGUGAGUUAGAAAAGGCUCACGUUGUAGUUUUCUGGGUACAAAGCAUUGCCACGCUGACUUUUCUAUUUUUGAUAAGCGGGGACCGAUAUAUUGCUGUAAAGUUCUCCUUAAGGUACCGAGAGAUUGUCACAGGACAGAGGAUCAAAAAGGCUGUGGUUGUUGCGUGGGUCAUCACAGUUUUUGGAACGAUUCAGGAAAUUGUGAUUGCCACCAGAGAAAGUACAACGAACAUAUAUGCGUUAUAUUGGACGGUGAAUAUCGUUGUGACUGCUUUAUUCGUGUUACUUUGUAUCAUUGGCAUAACGUUCAUGUAUCUGUCCAUCUUCCUUGAAUCACAGCGACGGAAAAAACGCCUACAGGCAGGACAGCUGUCACCUCAAGAAGCUAAAGAGUUGAAGAAAGAUGUAAAUAACAAGGCAACCGUUACACUAUCCUUAAUUCUAGGAACUUUAGUACUGACCUACUUGCCUUUGAUAACUGUCGCCUCAAUUCAGGCUUUCACAAAUUUUUUUGAGUCGGGUACGAAAAUGGCGUUGAUAAGCUGGACUGAUUGUGCUGCGGUCUUCAACUCACUUUUUAACCCCAUAAUUUACUGCUGGCGUAAUCAAAAUCUAAGAAAGGCUCUUCUUGAAGUCAUUCACCGAGAAAAACGAGAAAAUACCCCUUCAGUAUCAAAAAUUCAGCCCUCUAUUUCUAAGACCGCUAAAGAAUCAGCACCAAACCAGGAAGCAGUUUUGUUGUCAUGCAGCCAU
Molecule: messenger RNA, 1095 nt
Organism: Pocillopora meandrina
Lineage: Eukaryota; Metazoa; Cnidaria; Anthozoa; Scleractinia; Pocilloporidae
Source: the annotation of a GenBank genome assembly